This is a messenger RNA of Cylicostephanus goldi, 417 nucleotides long. The record is from the annotation of a GenBank genome assembly. NCBI's taxonomy places the organism in Eukaryota, Metazoa, Nematoda, Chromadorea, Rhabditida, Strongylidae.
AUGAUAAUGAAAGCUUUUCAGGCCCGUCCUCUAGCUCAUCUUAUCGAAGCCAAAAGAGAAAGGGAGGCGAAAUCUGCGAAAAUGACAACCAAUGCCAAGCUGAAGCGGAUUGACUCUAUCUGGGGAAGUGGCCAUGGUGUUUUGUGUCUUCAGAUCAAUCACAGUGUUUCUGAUGAAGAAGCAUUUGUACGAGAGGCUGCGUUGAUCGAGGCGUUGCGACUAGAGAACUUGACUAAUAUAAAGGGAGGCGAAUGGCGUGGUUCAAGCAAAGUAUGGACAUUGCCUAUGAAGGCCCAAUUCGGGACCUAUCAACUACAACGAGCCCUUGGUGUCCUGAAAAUGGAAGGCUUCCGUCCGAUAAAACCGGAGGCACUGCCGGAAUCUUCCCCAUUCCAUGCCCCAAAGAAGCACACUUGA